AUGGAUGUACAUCGGCGGUCUGGGGCCGUGUUUGGGGGUGCAGAAGGGGGGGGUCCCCUCAAGACACAGAAGACCACGCCUCCCGAGAGGAAGCAGCAGAAACAUCAGAGUGAGUGGAUCCUGGCGGAGCGCAGGGAAGGCUUCAUGUCCAGUUGUGAACCGCACGUCCAGGCCGAGACCCAGAGCCCCCAGCCCAGCUCCUUGGAGUGCCCCCCGGAGGUGGUGUUAGACCAUGAGGCCCCAGGACCAUCAGCCCCACGGGUGGAUCCCAGCUCCGGGCCGCAGAGUCCUGCUUGCAAUGGAAAGAGAGCGUGGUCGGCAGCCUUCCCGGAGUCGGCCGAGGCGCUGGAUUCGGAGGGCGAGCUGAUGCCGGUGCUGCAGAGGCGCCUGGCCUCCCUGCUGCUGCCAGGGCCGGCCCCCGGGCCCCAGGAGACCUGGGGCGUGGAGUGGCUCUGUGGGCUGAAGAUGAGGCUGAAAAGACAGCGCGCGUCGCCGGUGCUGCCCGAGCACCACGCAGUCUUCGCCAGGCUGCUGGAGGAUCCCGUGGUGAAGCAGUUCCUGGCCUGGGACAAAAACCUGAGGGUGUCUGACAAGUACCUGCUGGCCAUGGUCGUGGCCUACUUCAGCCGGGCCGGCCUCUUCUCCUGGCAGUACCAGCGCAUCCACUUCUUCAUUGCUCUCUACCUGGCCAGCGACAUGGAGGAGGACAACCAGGCCUCCAAGCAGGCCAUCUUUGCCUUCCUGUACGGGCAGAGCCGCGCCCAGCGUCCACUCUUCCAUAAGCUGCGGCUGCAGUUCAUCCGCUCCAUGGGCUGGCAGACGAGGGUCACCAAAGAGGAGUGUGAGGAGAUCCAGGCCUACGACCCGGAGCUGUGGGUGUGGGGGCGGGAUCGCACCCUCGUUCCCUAG
Messenger RNA from Lepus europaeus (European hare), 909 nucleotides. Its product is annotated as speedy protein E4-like. The transcript is spliced from 8 exons. Gene Ontology annotation, biological process: positive regulation of cyclin-dependent protein serine/threonine kinase activity. The record is from RefSeq and is a predicted model, not a curated record. The coding region runs from base 1 to 909 and encodes 302 amino acids. NCBI's taxonomy places the organism in Eukaryota, Metazoa, Chordata, Mammalia, Lagomorpha, Leporidae. Gene Ontology annotation, molecular function: protein kinase binding.